GCCCGGGGAGAGGCUCCGUUACUCUCACUCUCACGCACUCCCACUUCCAUGAGGGCUGAGUCCCGCUCAGCUCGGAACAGCAGCAGAGACGGCCCCAGAUGGACACUCAGGGUUCCACCUGGAUAGCCACAGGACGCCGGGCAGCUGGGGGUCCCACGUCUUCCUUGUCCGACUACUCUGAUGUGGAGUCAGCAGCUGAUGAGACUAUUUGCUGGCCAGGUCUUGGUCCUCUUCCCUCUGUGUUAUGAACAGGAGCCCUGGGACGUAGAAGGAGAAAACAGAUCUCUCUGUGCAGGAGUGAAAUCUUUUCAGACUGUCUCCGGCAGGACAAGGACCAGGAUACAGAGACACAGAUCAAACUGACCGAAAAGGCGGGAGUGCAGGCCGGUGAGCCACAAGCAGAGAUCUGGACUCACCAGGCCGGAAGAUGGCUGGAAACUGCUCGUGGGAAGCCCAUCCCACCAACGGGAACAAGAUGUGUCCAGGUGGGGAUGAAGCCUCAGAACUCUACAGUCGAGGCUUCCUGACCAUUGAGCAGAUCGUCCAGCCGCCGCCCCCGGCCAUCAUGGACUAUAUCUUCCUGCUGCUUUGCCUGUGUGGUCUGGUGGGCAACGGGCUGGUCCUCUGGUUCUUCGGCUUCUCCAUCAAGAGGACACCUUUUUCCAUCUACUUCCUGCAUCUGGCCAGCGCCGAUGGCACCUACCUGUUCAGCAAGGCCCUGUUCUCCCUGCUGAACACGGGUGGCUUCCUGAGCCCCUUUGCCGACUACCUCCGCAGUGUAUGCCGGAUCCUGGGACUCUGCACUUUUGUCACCAGCGUAAGCCUCCUGCCUGCCAUCAGCACAGAGCGCUGUGUGUCAGUCAUCUUUCCUUGCUGGUACUGGCGCCAGCGGCCCAAGCACCUGUCGGCUGUAGUGUGCACCCUGCUCUGGCUGCUGGCCCUCCUGGUUACUGGCAUUCACAACUACUUCUGCGUGUUUCUGGGCCGCGAGGCCUCCGGGGCGACCUGCAGGCACAUGGACAUCUCCCUGGGCAUCCUGCUCUUCCUCCUCUUCUGCCCGCUCAUGGUGCUGCCCUGCCUGGCCCUCAUCCUGCACGUGGAGUGCCGUGCACGGCAGCGCCAGCGAUCUGCCAAACUCAACCAUGUCAUCCUAGCCAUUGUCUCUGUCUUCCUCGUGUCCUCCAUCUACUUGGGCAUUGACUGGUUUCUCUUCUGGGUCUUCCUGAUCCCAGCCCCCUUCCCUGAGUAUGUCACUGACCUCUGCAUCUGCAUCAACAGCUGUGCCAAGCCCAUUGUCUACUUCCUGGCUGGGAGGGACAAGUCACAGCGGCUGUGGGAACCGCUCAGGGUAGUCUUCCAGCGGGCCCUUCGGGAUGGCGCCGAGCUGGGGGAGGCCGCAAGCAGCACGCCCAACACAGUCACCAUGGAGAUGCAGUGCCCCUCUGGGAAUGCCUCUUGAGUGGCAGGACGGGGCAGGCCACUCUGCCGAGGAUAGAAACAGGACAGUCGCCUCCAUGUCCAGGUGGAGGGAAAGGGUGUGUCUCCAGCCCCUUGUGUCUCUUCUCCCUGGGCUGCAGGCUCCUGCAGUGACUGAGAGGUUGAACAGCCACCUGGAAAGAGAAGCAGUGGCCCUGUGCCCACCAGCCACUCUGCUUCAGUGACCCAUAGUACCAGAGUUGCCCCACGGCAUGAGGUCCCUUGUUCCCCAGGCUGGUCAAUAAGGGGGAAGACAUGGUCGCCCAGCUCUAUCCACCUCCUGUCUCUUUGGUCAACCCUCCUUAAAGGUGACCCAGCCAGUGCCAGCCCCAGGGGACAAGGGUGUCCAUUCCUACAAGACAGCAUCAGAGUAAACCCAGAUGGCGUGGGGCUUUCAGGCAAAGGGUCCUGUUAACCUGCAUUGUAACCAAGUCUUUCCAGAAACAGCCCCCAGUACUCCUGCUGAGUCAUUCAGUGACCUAAUGGGGGAAUGACUGGCCCCGCUGGGCUGCUGGAGACAGGACUCUUCGGAUAGCUUGGACUGCUGACUACCUUCCUGCCUCUGUGCUCAGCCAUUCGUGGGCACUCUGGGUGCGCCCCUACCCCACCCUGGGCCACUGUGGAACAUCUGGGCAGCUCCUGGACAGAGUUCUUGGGCUCCAGCAGCUACCUGAAAGUGGGCUCUGGCUCUGCCUUGCGCACCUGAGGACUGGCACCGUGGCACCCAUCAACAAGCACAGUGACCCUGUGUUGCCAAAGGAAGUUUUAUAAAAGAGCAAUAAAAUGUAUAUCAA
Octodon degus (degu) is the source of this 2270-nucleotide messenger RNA. It is a transcript of the gene Mrgprf, whose product is annotated as MAS related GPR family member F. The transcript is spliced from 4 exons. The coding region runs from base 428 to 1459 and encodes 343 amino acids. Gene Ontology annotation, biological process: G protein-coupled receptor signaling pathway. Gene Ontology annotation, molecular function: G protein-coupled receptor activity. The record is from RefSeq and is a predicted model, not a curated record. Gene Ontology annotation, cellular component: membrane. Lineage: Eukaryota; Metazoa; Chordata; Mammalia; Rodentia; Octodontidae.